AUGAGGAAGGUUGACAGACCACUGUUCAUUCUUGCUGCUGCGUUCAAAAGCUUGCGAGUAGCUCUGAAACAGGCAGCGAGGCCGCUGUCGCCCGACGUGGCCCCGGCUCGGUCAGCGCGCGCUGCCGCUCCUGGCUUUUCCUCGGGGAGCAAGCCUGUAAGGCGCAAGACCAACAACAAAAUCAUUGCAACAUCUGGUGGAACUGGCCGCUCUCCCCUCAGCAUCAUACAAGAUGAUAAUUCCCCCAGUGCUUCUGCCCCUCGCCAGGGUAAGAGACAUGUGUUGGGAGAGAACCUUGGGGAGAAGGAAAUGACAGUGGAUCUGAGCAGGAACCUCAAAACUGGGAACUGUGCUUGGAAUGACUUGAACAAAGAGAACCAACAGUGUCCUUUUGUGGAUAACUAGAGGUUUCCUUUUCCAGGAUCUUGCUGUAACUUGCUUCUAUGUUUUGAGAGCCUUCUAGGUGUGAGAAAUCCUGCAAUAGACUGAAAUUCCAGACUUGUGGUCAUUCUUCUCACUUAACUGUUUUGGGGAAAGAGCUCUUGCUCUCUCUUCCCCCCCCAGCUUGCAUGCCUUAUGUAUAGUACAGACUUUGGUUCUUCUAUUAUAUAUAAGCUGUAUUGACUUAUUGUAGAGUUAUCUAUGGCAAAUAAAUUUGUAUUAAACACUUGCUGACUGUAUGUCCUAAUAAGACAAUAGGAGUCUCCUGCUUGCCCAGUGCAAUGUUUUCUUUGAGGACAAAGAUUCAGGAAGAAAUAGUUCAGUUUUUCAUUAGCUCUAAAACUCACCCCUGUACCUACCAUGUCACCGUAGAGCUGUGCUGAGAAAGGUCUGACCUUGAACUCAUGUACUAUAGAGUGGGCUGGGAAGCUGCAGCUCUGCAGGAGACUGAUGUAUCUAGUGUCACUUCUGGAGUUCUACUGUCCUGAAACUAAACAGAUGAAGUGCUGUAGCCUGUUGCAAGAGUCUGGCAUGAGGGUGGGAUCCAAAAUAGGAUGAGAUGGUAUUAUCUUGACCUUUUGAUAAGUCACUACACCUUAUUGACCUUCAACUCUCCCUAGCAGAGUAUUGGGCCCUCAGGAUGUUGCUUUGAGCUCGGAAGUGGAGUAGGGGCUGAACAUAAUGGCUGUGUCCUGUAAUUGAGCUCAAAUAUCCAAGGUUUGCAAGGAUGUGUUUUCAGUGCUCUAUCCCAACUACAGCAGCAAGUCUCAGCAGCAAGCCUUGGGACUAACAGCCUCUUCUCAACUAAAGAAUAGGUGAGGAACACCCUCCCCUGGGGUCUUUGAUGUAGAACGAGGCCUGUGG
Molecule: messenger RNA, 1305 nt
Organism: Athene cunicularia (burrowing owl)
Lineage: Eukaryota; Metazoa; Chordata; Aves; Strigiformes; Strigidae
Gene: CDCA3
Product: cell division cycle associated 3
Exons: 4
Coding region: 1-405 (134 amino acids)
Source: RefSeq, a predicted model, not a curated record